This is a messenger RNA of Sclerotinia trifoliorum, 1574 nucleotides long. The record is from the annotation of a GenBank genome assembly. NCBI's taxonomy places the organism in Eukaryota, Fungi, Ascomycota, Leotiomycetes, Helotiales, Sclerotiniaceae.
UACGUCACGAGUUGUUCUUCUGUCCCUACAUGAAGGGAGUCUUACUGAUGCUUCUUCGAUACACAUAGAAGGGGAGGAAAAUUGAUGUGCUUGAUAGAUUGCAACUCGACGUCAAUCGAAAAGCUAGAUACCUAGACAUAGUCUGCUCAUAAACGCGCAUCUCGAAUAAAGACGACACAUUAGACGUCACAAUUUAUCCUCACCCACCAUUCCAAAUUCAAUCUACCUCAAAAAAUGGCAAAUCUACACGUCCGCUUCCACGAUUUUGACAUGAGACACGAGUAUGAGAUUCGUGUUGAAGAUGAUCAUCUGGAUGCGAGAGCUGCGAGGAUAGAGAUUGCAGAGCUGAAAGAGGAAGUUAGGGGAGUGAGGGGAGAAUUGCUGCAGAAGGAGAGGGGGAUUGGAGGAUUAGGUAAUGAAAUUAUGGGAGUGAGGGAGGAGGUAAGGAGCGCUAGGGAAGAGGCGAGAGGUACAAGAGAAGAUGAGGGAGCAGAGGGAGAUUUGGUUUGAGAAAUGAAGGAAUGCAGAAUAAGAGGAUGUUAGAGGCUUGAAAAGAAAUCAGGGUUGAAGAGGUCUUAGAGUGGUGAAGUGGUGAAAGAUAUGAGGGGAAUGAGAGAGAAAUUAAAAGGGAAAAUAUGGGAAUGGAGGAGAUCUCUCAGGGAAGGAAGAGGGAAAUGAGAAGAUCCGGCUGAAAUAAGGAGAAGGAGAAUUAAUGGAGGAAGAAAGAAGGAAAAAAUGGAGACGGAAGGGCGGUUAAUGGGCGAAAUCCAAGAUCUGAGAACGAGAGAUGUAGAAAGAGAACAAAGGGUAACCGAACUCCUAAACGAUUUUGAUGAUCUCAGAAAGAGACAUACGGAAAGCGAGGCAUUGCUAAACACUAUGAGGGAUGAUAUAAACAGCUUGGGACAUACGGCCGAGGGAUUGUCAGAAGAAAAUAGGGGAUUAAUAGAGAGAGUGACAUGGUUGGAGAUGCAAAGGCCGGUAAUCGAGGAAGAAGCUGAGCCAGAAAACGAUAUAGUUGUUGAUGAAAAGGAAAGAGUGAAGAGCGGGAAAGGAAGAUGUAAGUGGUCGAAAUUCUAUACUAGGAGGAAGAGACCUCGUACAGGAAAGGAACUGGCUUUGAGAUUUAUGGAGUGUACAAUAACUUAAUUCAAUCUGCGCAUUGUGUAUCUGUUCGGAUAAGGAGGUGGUAUGCGAGCUAAGGACUUCUUAUACUAUCCAGAUGUUCUCGGAAGACGAUCAACUUUUCCGACUUCGCCGUGCAAUAGAGAUUCAACCAUGAAACUUUUGACUUAUCCUCUUUUGGACUCUUCGGAGCGAUAGAGCCAUAUCAAAUGCAGUCGCAAGAUGUUCUCGGAGAAGUUGAUGAUCUUCUUUGUCGUCAAGCAGUAGAACAUAAUCAAUCAAGUCACCAAUCUUAUGGCGUUUUGUCCAUGCUUUUGAUACAACCCACCAUCGUGCAGAGAUCUAGAUGCUUUGAACUUUCCAACCCGGUUGCUACUCGGUCAAUCCGAUUAAUCCGACCGAGGGAAAAAAGGAAUGAUACGAAGAAGCAUUGAAAUAUUCACGUCCUA